AUGGAUCUCCCCAGCCUUCGACGCAAACCAUCGUAUGGGACAAUCCUCCAAGUCCUUGAAUCUCUCCAAUUGAAGCCAACUUCUUGGGAUGAGCCUUCUGUUCCCGAAUUGGCCACAGCUGGAAGCGAUGGAUCUGCCAAUAUGUUCCUCAUAUCGGUCAUCAUGAGCGACUUCGAAUGGCUCCAAGAGCUCAAAGAUGACUCUGGCGUUGUGUUAUCAGUUGAUGAACAGAAAGAGACGUUGAUCAAGGAAGCCAGCUGUCGGAUGUCUGAGCGCUGUGGCCGAUCAGCUGCGGGAGAAAUGACUCGCACUUGGAUCAUUCCGAAGUCACUCAGCAGGCCAGAAAUAAGAUUCAAUAUUCGUGAGCCUCCACUUACAGGAGAUCAGAUAGGUCUGAAGACUUGGGGUACUUCCUAUGUUCUCGCCAAGAGGUUGGAGUAUAUCGGUUCCGAGUAUCUUGGUGCUAUGAUAGAGAGUCAAACGCCUUCUGUCCACCCAAACAUCUUAGAGCUAGGAGCUGGGACUGGCCUGGUUGGCAUGGCUGCUGCAGCAGUAUGGAAAUCGAAAGUUCUUCUUACAGAUCUUGAAGCCAUACAGCAGAACCUCAUUUUCAAUAUUGAGCAGAAUAUAUCCAUCGUUAGCUACCUGGGUGGAUGGAUCGCUGGUGGGGUUCUUGACUGGACAAAGCCUGAAGACGCUUUGCCUUCACUACAAAGCAAGAAGUUCGGGAUUGUUAUUGCAGCAGAUCCAAUGUACGAUGACGAACACCCUGAGCUGGUUGCGAAUAUGGUGAAGAGGUUCAUGGAAGACGGCUCCCAGUCAAGAGCACUGGUAGCAAUUCCUUUGCGUGAUGAACACACUAAACGCAUGGCACAUCACUUCUCUACUAUUUUGGAGAACACAGGCUUUUGUGUGGUGAACCAAGAUCAUGAAUCCUGCAGGGACGAUUGGACCUCGGCUGAAGAAGUUCAAGUCCAGUGGACAGUAUGGCGUCGCGCCGAUAAGGACAUUGAUUUUGAUGGCUCGUAUCCGUUCUGA
Molecule: messenger RNA, 1038 nt
Organism: Cadophora gregata
Lineage: Eukaryota; Fungi; Ascomycota; Leotiomycetes; Helotiales; Ploettnerulaceae
Exons: 4
Coding region: 1-1038 (345 amino acids)
Source: RefSeq, a predicted model, not a curated record